UGCAAUGGAAACGAAAGAGUCUAUGAGUAUAUCUUAUGUUGGUUUGCAAACAUCUUACAACAUCCAAGUGCUAAAAAUGAAACUGCUCUCAUUAUAAUUGGAAAACAAGGAACUGGUAAGAACACUUUCUUUACAGAUAUUUUGUGCAAACUGUUAGAGGGCUAUUCGAACCCUAAUAUGACAAACUUAGAAAACAUCUGCGGUAAAUUUAACUCUUCAAUAGAGAAUAUGAAACUUAUAGUAUGUAACGAACUUCAAAGUAUAGAUACAACAAAGGUUUUAAACUCAGAUGCUUUGAAGAGUCUUAUAACAGACAAAGUUGGAGUUGUUGAAAGAAAAUAUAAAGACCAAAGAGUUUGUGAAAAUGUUGCAAAUUUCAUCAUGGUUUCAAACAAUGUUGUUCCGAUGAAGUUAGAAAGUUCUGACAGAAGAUAUGUAGUUGUCAGAACGUCAGAUUCUCAUAUGCAAGAUACAGAAUAUUUUGACGACUUAGCAGAAACUUUGACACCUAACUUUUACAACCACUUGUUCUCAUAUUUCAUGACAUUAGAUAUUUCAAAGUUCAAUCCAAGACAAAUUCCACAUACCGAAGAAAGACAAACGUUGUUAGAAGCAAACAAGAGUGUAUAUGAACUGUUUAUAGAUGAGACUAACUUUGAGUGUUUAGAUGAAAGGUCAUUGUACGACUCGUAUAAACAAUAUUGUCAAGAGUAUGGUUAUAUGGCAGCUUCUAAACGAACAUUCUUGGCAAAUGUCAAAAGUCUUUUAGACAUACAGAACGGCGUAUAUACAAAGAAAAAUUUUUCUGAGUAA
Molecule: messenger RNA, 813 nt
Organism: Trichomonas vaginalis G3
Lineage: Eukaryota; Parabasalia; Trichomonadida; Trichomonadidae
Exons: 1
Source: RefSeq, a predicted model, not a curated record